AUGGCUGAACCCGAGCCCUGGCGGAAGACAGGACGAAAAGCUGGUGAGGAACACUGGCUUGGGUUGACACCCAGCGCUGUUGUAGAGGUGAGCCUCUAUGACGAUGCGGGGCGACAGCAGGGCCGAGGUGUUGUGAAAUUGCAGCACCGCGCCAUAGAGGAUGAGGCUGGCAAAGGUCAAACCUGGCGAGGAUUCUUUCUGGCCAUUGAAGACGGAUAUUACGAGUGGUGGGUACAAAAUCAUUACCCCACGAAGGUGCUGCCAUUCCACUUCUGUCAGGUGGCGGCCCAUCGGUGUGGGGAGCAAACGCUGUACCGGGACCCCAUCCACGUUGACGUCUUCAGAGUCUUGCCGGAUGAUACAUACGUGAGGCUGCCGUGGAUGACCGAUGAAAAGAAUGAGAAGGCCAAAAGCUUGUUGGCACUCCACGCCACGCAGGCGCCUGCGGUCCCAGCCCUCGCCUCUCCAGCUGUGGGGGGUGGGGAUGGUGGCCGUGGGAGCCGAGCUGAUGGUGAAGUGGAGGUGGGUGAAGCUGGCAUUGCAGGGCUGGCUCGAGCACUUGGAACUGCAGGAGAUCGUGGCGACAAGAGAGAGAGGCAGAUCGACGAUGAUAAGGAGGAAAAGAAGAAAAGGAAGGAGAAGAAGGCACCAGUGGAUGCCCGAGAGGAAGGCCUUCGAGCCGUUCUGAAUAAGCGGAAGGCACCGCUACCUACCGGGGGUGCGCUCAAGCUGAAAGGAGACGACCUGAAGAAGAAGAAGAAAAAGAAGCGGAAAAGAGAUUCAGAGAAAAAGCGGAAGUCCAAAAAGGAGGAAGCUAGCAAGGGGUCCUCCGAGGAAAGUGACUCAGGGGACGACGAGACCUCCUCAUCGAGUUCAGGGUCGCUUUUUCAGUUGGCCGCCCUGCCACAGGGAGUAGACCGAUUGCACCGGUUGCAUCAGGAGAAGCCAGGGGCUCUGGCGGACCUAACGCUCCGGCGCUUUCAGGAGCUCCUGAACCGCUCAAUAGGCGGGGGAACGGCCGAGACAGAGCAGGAGAUGCCGCCGGUAGCGCGCGCAUACCUCAGCCAGAUCUACAUGGUGCGCCAUCCAGAAGCAGCGAUUGGCCUGCGGAAUCUGAGAGAGCUGCGUACGUUGGCGACGCUGGUGGAUCUCAUGGCCAUGAACGACUCUCUCCGUGCACUCGACGGCCAAUGGAGUCAAGCAAACUUGCUGGAGCUCAUUGUGCCGGAGGAGGAGCAACGAGCCUGGUUCCGACAGGAGUUGAAGGCAGCCCAGCAAGAGCACAAGAGCGACCUGAGGCUGCAGAGGGACCAAUGGCCGAAAAGGAGGUUUGCGUUGGGCAAGAGCCCAAACUGGAAGAUGAUAGAGCAGGAUUUCUUUGAGAUGAUUGCCAAUGUCGCUGGAGACCCACCUGCACUGGUAAAGAAGCAGUUGCGGCUCAGCUGUCAAUUCCUAGGAGAGGAAUUGAUACCAUCCGCAUCGGAAGUGGCCUGCCGGCUCUUGGGGGUCGACCAAUCUCAGGCCGGGGUUGAUCCUCGGUCUGGGGAAGGUCGGCUCCUAAAGUUGGUGAAUGGCAUUGAAGUGCGAGCUGCUGACAUUGAGUGGAAGAGAGAGGACGGGGUUUAUGUUGGCACCCCUCACAAAGAGUUUGGUGCCUCAAUCUACCACCAGGAGUUUGUCAGUCAGUUGGAUAAGGAAAAAGUGAGGAUAUCUUUGGUGGGUCAACACUUAUAUGUUGGCUCAAAGGACCUGAGAGCUGCCGACUGGUUGAUUCAGGAAUUUGGGCUGAUUCCAAAAGAGCACGUGACGCCGGUCUCAUGGAGGCAGAUGAUGCGGCGAGGGCUGGGGCUCAGCUUGUCGGUGAGUCUUGUGGGGGUGGUCUUAAAAGUCGGCAUUCAAGACCGCCCUGGAGAGUUGGGCAACUUAGCGCGUGCCCUUCCUUGCUGCGCUCUGGAGAACUUUCACCGACUGGCAAAGGAGCUACUCCCAUUGCCAAUGCCCAUCAUGACCGACGAAGAACUGGCUUUUGAGGCAGCGGUGAAUGAGGCAGCGGUGAAGGAGGUCCUCUGUGGCCGCUUGGAUGUGACCAGUGAGAGUUGGAGGAAGCUGAACAGUGAGGCAAAGGAAAUCGGUGUGAAGGCAUGGACCUGGCUGCAGUGCUUCGUGAUCAACCACCUAUACUGCCACGGAGCAGGUGGUCGCAUGCUGUCUGAGUGCAUGCUUCACGCGAAGGAACCUACUGCGAGCCAGGAAAGAUCCAUCAAGCGACUUGACAGCUUAAGCAAGAAAUGGAUUGAAGAAGAUAAGGAGGAUGCGAUCAGGGCAGACACCUGGGAGAAGUCGUCUGAGACAUUGGGGGACAUGUACACAGGACCCAACGUAGGGAAAUCCUAUCCUCUGACAUUGGAGGCAAUACUCCCCACAACACCAGGUGCGAGUGAAGCGGCGAGGAUCCCAUUGUCAGAAGUGGUGAGCGACUCGGUCAAGGAAUAUGUGGAUGACCCUUCGCUGCUGCGUAUCCCGGACGAGGAGCUCAUUGUGCCACGCACCUCAGCGUUGGUGCAAGUCACCAGCCAGGAGGAGUGGGACAAGAUCGUGAGCCACCUGGUAGAUGCAGGCAUGCUUGAGAGGGAAGUUGAGGCAGAGACCUUCAAGUAUCGAGGGGAGCCAGUUCGUAAUGGGGCGUUUGGCGUCCACAAGAGUUGGGUGCUGAAGGAGGAUGGAGAAUGGCUCCGCACGUUGAGAUUGAUCAUCAACAUGAUCCCCGGCAACUCGUUCCAGAGACGCAUGCCAGUGAGAGCUCCGGAGAAGAUGGGUUAUGCCCCGCUGUGGGGGAACCUCUACUUGCAUGAGGACGAAAUCAUCAUAUGUGCCGCUGAGGACCAGAAACACUGCUUUCAUAUCUACCGGCCAGGAUAUGCAUGGCGAGCCUUCUUCAGUUUGAGUAGGAUGGCUUCAGGACAGGCCUUCAAAGAUGGAAAGGUGGAGAAAGGUUACCCUCGAGUGAAGAGUGCACCCAUGGGGUGGAACAAUGUGGUGGACUUUAUCCAGGACGGCUUUGAGAACAUGGCCAAGAUGGCAGGUUUGGCGCCUAAUCAAGUUAUUCGAAUGGGCGAGCCGAGCCCGUUGGAACCUUUGGCAACUCCCAGAUCAUUCUUUUCGUUCUAUGUGGACAACUUUGACCAGCUGAAGAUCAUCUGGAGGACCGACCGGGGGCUGUACGAAGGCCAGCCGACCGAUGAACAACUCCAAUUGCGAGAGACCAUGGAGGAAUUGACUGUAGGGAGAGACCCCAAGAAAGCAGCUGAGGGAUCAAUCAGCUGGACCAGUUUGGGAGCCGAAGUGGCUGGAGAGGAAGGAUGGAUUGGCAGCUCGCGGAGCUUCCGCCGGGCACUUCUGAGUGCUAACCUUGGGCUGUUGGUGGGGGAUGAGGUCCGUACUGAUUCCCCCAAUCUGCAGUCUGUGGUUUCAAAGAACAUGCACUCGGUGCAAUACAACCGGCAGCUGGCAGUGUUGUUUGACAGGCUGUACGUGGAAAUGAAUGCCAGCAGGCCACGACUCUUGAGUGAGAAAGGUCGCGACGAGCUCUUGCUGCUAUGCUGCUCACUGCCCAUGCACUGGCUUGACGUCAAGAUGAAAGUGUCAGGCCAAGUGUAUGCGACAGACGCGAGUCCAGAAGGCGGAGGAGCCUGCUGCACUACUGGCCUGAGCCCCUGGGGAAGUGCAAGACUUCACAGCCUCAGUCAUGAGCGUGAUGGACUGGAGGGAGCCGCUACUGAGAAUGCCCUAGUGAUCGAAUGCUUUGCGGGCAUGGGAGGCCUGAAGCAAGCACUGGAUUUGAUUGGGUUUGAGCCCGCUGGGGUGGUGGCAAUUGAUACCUCGGCUGAGUGCUGUAAGGUAUACAAGCAGCACUGCCGCCACGUCAUCUGGGUUCAGAAGAUUGAGUCCGUGACGGAGGAGCAGGUCUUGGAAUGGAGAAGGCGAUUUCCGCGCGCCACAAAGGUGGUCAUUGGAGGAGGAUGGCCAUGCAUCAACCACUCGGUGCUGAACCCUAGACGACAGGGAGCAGAAGGAGCUUCGAGCAAGCUGCUGGACGACAUGUUGGCAAUCAGAGGAUGGUUGGGAUCGUGCUCAGAGAAGUUGCACCUUCCCCCAUGGAAAGUAGUGGAGAUUUUCGAAAAUGUGGUCAUGGAUGAUGCAGAUUACGAAGCCCAAAGCAAGAAGAUUGGGUACACGCCCUACUUUGUUGAGGCUGCUGAGAUUGGGCGUUGCCGAAGACCCAGGCUCUACUGGAUUUCAGGGGUGGACCUUGUGGCUGGAGAUGAUCUGUCUGUCGCCGCGCGGCGAACUCUGAGAGGUCACAGCUACCAGGUGAAGCAAAUCAAGGUGGACACGGAACGUCCCCCGCUCACAUGGUUCCUGAAUGAAGGGACCACCAAGAUGGCCGAACCUGAAGAGCCGUUUGCAACGUUCACCCGGCCAAUCGCUCGACAGAGCCCUCCAGAAGAUCCUGCCGGGUUUGACCAGGCCACAGAGAAGGCCUUGAAGCGGUGGCGCGGAGACAGUUACAGGCUCCAGCCCUACCAAUAUGAGCCUCGUAACCUGGUAACCGACAAGAAUGGGCCCAGAAGGCCUGCAGUCGAAGAGCAGGUCCGGAUGAUGGGUUUCCAAUCCACACACCUCAAUACCAAAACCAAGCUCAGUGCAGACCUGAGAGGUCAAAUGGUUGGGAAUUCCUUUUCAGCGAUGGUGGUGGCUCGGCUCUUGGUGGGCCUGGUGUUGAAGCCGGAGCAAUGUGUUGGAAAGGAUGUCAGCCUGAUGCUCUGGGAAGUCUGGAAAGCCAAGGAAGACAAAGCUGGUCAAGAAGGAAAACCUUGGAAAGUGAGGUUUGCAAGUGUGGCUGCGGGGGUUCCUGGGGUGGUGAGCCUGCUCGAGCGGGUCUUGCCAUCACCAGUCGCGCCCCUGCGGUCAUUCAUUGACCCUCAACAGUGGCUGACAGACGAAGAGAUGCUGAGCUACUUGUUAGCUCGCAAUGGGACACACCGUGGUGCUGAGAUCCGGAUUGACUUGGGGAUGCCUUACUCCGUUGGUGAACUGUGCCGGCAGAGCAUUGAUCCCAGUCACUGGAUUUGGAAAGUCUUGAUGUCCUACUCAUGGAGAGAGCCAGGACAACACAUCAACAUCUUGGAGUUGGUGGCGGUCCUUGAUCUUCUCCGCCGGCAAGGACGCGAUCCAAAGCAUCAUGACCAACGCUUGAUCACACUUGUGGACAACCAAGUUGCAAUGAGCUGCCUCUCGAAGGGACGCAGCUCCGCUCGAGCCCUCCAAGGUCCCCUACGCCGCAUCAGUGCCGUAUGCCUAGCCGCACACUUUCGACUCUGCCUCGGAUGGAUCAAGAGCAAGUGGAACCCAGCUGAUGGGCCCAGUAGAUGGGCCAAGCGUCGUCGCAAUGCCUAG
This is a messenger RNA of Cladocopium goreaui, 5457 nucleotides long. The record is from the annotation of a GenBank genome assembly. NCBI's taxonomy places the organism in Eukaryota, Dinophyceae, Suessiales, Symbiodiniaceae.